Messenger RNA from Saccostrea cuccullata (small rock oyster), 3004 nucleotides. RefSeq lists its product as uncharacterized. The coding region runs from base 344 to 2686 and encodes 780 amino acids. The record is from RefSeq and is a predicted model, not a curated record. Lineage: Eukaryota; Metazoa; Mollusca; Bivalvia; Ostreida; Ostreidae. The transcript has 19 exons. Gene Ontology annotation, molecular function: calcium ion binding.
CGCAUGCGUAUUUAGGGAAGGCGCUUGCCAACGAAAAAGCCGAUUAACAAAUUUAAUCCAGUUGUAAAAAAUCCCCUAAUAUUUGUAUCUUUACGAUUAUUUGGCUUUGUUUGAAUCCUUAGUAAUACUUGCCCUCUCUUUAUGCAUUAGGUGUGUUUGUGAAAUAUGUUCUGUUAAAGGCAGUCUUCAUACAUCCUUGCGUUCAAUUUUUCAGUGAGAUUUAAAAUUUUUCUCAUUGAUGUAUAUCAAAAGGAUUUAAAAUGAAGCACAUGUUAAACAAGUGGUUUGUCGGUAUUCAGGAGCAUUCUGGUACAUAAAAAUCGAUCUGAAUUUGUGAUUUACCAUGGAAGUGGAAACAAAUAAAAGUAUGGAUUCUUCGGUAGGAAUAAAGAUAUUGAAAAAGAAUAGAAGCACACCAUUUCAAAAGAGGAUAGCGUCCAUUGCCUUCAAGUUCGGAGAUGACGUCACUGAUUGGAUGAACGCUGGAAACAGAGCUACUGCCAGCAUCAAGACACCGAAGUAUGGAUUGCGCAGGCGCCCGCCUAAACUUCCAUCGCCGCUGAUUCGACUUCCAGCCAGCAGCAUUAGUGAUACCCCCACAACAAUGACCACAGACUCUAUUUCACGUUCGACAUACGUAACUCUUCGGGGCUCUAGUAUAACACCUUAUGCAUAUCUUAAUUCAGAGGCAUCUCGAGCGAAACCAACAACAGCGACAGACAACGAAAUUUUGUCAAGAAAGGACGCGUCUAACACGGACAGAUCAACCAAAAGCAUCUUGAGUCAAAGGGAAGUUCUGGGACCGAUUAAACCAAAUGGAAAUCAGCUACCUCUCAAAGCCCAUACGUCUAUGGACAGACACUCCAAUGGUUCUCUGGAAAUCGCCAAAGUUAGCGAGUCAGCGCCAUUACAACGAUCCGAGUCCAAAAGAAGCUUGCCUCACCCCACGUUUCGUCAUAUGUCCUACACAAACCGGACGCGGACGUCUAUGGAUGAUGGCGAGUUUAAUAUUAAUCCAGAGCCCGUGCCCUACCAACCCCAAAACUUCAUGCAGUCCGAGUUACCCCGGAUAGAGUCGUCCACAUUACUUAAGAAAGUUCCUAUACCAAAACGUCAUUUAGAUUCCUUUGGGGGUUAUGAAUAUUCAUUAGGUUCUAAGCGCGGAGUGAUACUACACACAGAUCGGUACCAGUGGGAUGCCCCUAAGUCUUUCGAAGGAAUGAGCCAGAGGGAUCGACUAAAGGCCGAGCUGGAGUACAUGGAAAGAUUGCGCGGAAUAAAACGACGACGAGAAAUGUUACCUCACCGAGCCCAGCUCGACCUUCUCAUGGGGGGAAAGAAAGUCGAAUUUUCUGAAAGAUUUGACAUCCAAAAGGAGAUUCAAAAAUUGAAAUCCUUGAUCAUGCCUAGAAAUGCCAGGGAUUUAUUUCAUGGAAGGGGUUUUCAGCUACCAGACAUGCACUCGUCAAUGAAGCCACGGCGGCCACCGAUACUGGAUUACGACAGUGAUGAGGACACCUCAGUUCCUUCUAGUCAUCGUCUUGGCAAACAGACAGUUGACCCAGAUACUGGGUUACCCAGACCGAGGCUAAGGCAAAAUGCCGGCCAACUUCCGAGAAUUGACAACAGAAACAUGAUAGAACUUCAGCGAGGCCGGAGACCUAUAUCAAUCAAAUCACAUGACAUGGCACAGGAAACGCACCGGUUUUCGGAGGAAGGGCCUUGGACACGUGAAAACUUUGCUCGCCAAGGUAUGAGUCCUGCCUACCUGAAGCGGUCACGUACAAACAUCCAGUCCAAGAUGGAUUCUGUGGUCAACAGAAGCGCCACCUUACCGGAAGCGACCGAUACACAACUGAAACUUUCGACAAGAAAUGACGCAGUGAAAAGAGUGGAAAUUCCUUCCGCUGGCAACUUACCAAAAUCACGGGGUGCAGAGAAAGUGGAGCCGAUGAUAGACUCGUCCAAGAAUCCUCUACAGAUUGACAACUUAAAGGAAAACUUGCCAGAACAAGACGUGGCUGCCCUGGAGAGAGUGGAAUCUCGCCUGUCAGGGCGGUCCAAACUCGCCGACAGUCCAAUGAAGGCCCCCACACCGAACCCGCUCAGGGGGAGUGAACUCUCUCACUUACUUCCUGAGGAACAAAGGGAUGAGCUCAGAAAAGCUUUCCAGAAGUUGGACACAGAUGCAGAUGGUCAUCUGAUGUAUCAACAAGUGAAAUCGCAACUUCCUCCUCAGAUGACAUCACAACAAGAACGGUUUUUGAAACAGGUAUAUGAAAUUACUAGUUCCAGUACGUUUUUCGGUGUGGACGAGUUUAUGACCAUGUCAACACUCACCAAGAAAGUACAAAGCCUCAAAGAGGAGGCAGCCGACAGCUUCGGUAACCUUGACUUCUCUUCGCUACAUAGCAACAUCGUCAAAUAUGUGGACUUGUUCCAGUCCGUGGACCGGAAUCAGCGAGGUAAAAUCUCGCUAGAAUCUCUACAGGAAGUCCUGUCUACCGCGCAGGAAACUGAUCUCUCAGCAGACGAUAAAACCUGGAACAAAAUUCUCGACGUCAUAGAGCCUGACGAAGGAGUAAAAAUUAGCAAGAUAGAAUAUCUGGCACAUAUACCGUACUUCCUGACCCUUAAACUAAAACCCGGUCCGGGGUCCGUCCCUCAUGCAGGGCGAUUCCAGUGAUAUCGUCACUAUAAAACGCAACCAACAAUGGACAAUACGUUUUUAUCAUCAUUAUAUCUAAUCAUUUCUGACUAUAGAGGUCCGUCCAGUGUUAUUUAUUCUGUAACUACCGGUAUGUCUGACAAACAAUGAUAUACAUGUACUAUUGUUUACCAAAGCCAAUCUGUGAUAUCAGUAAAUCCAUUUAUACAUUGUGUGUCUUUAUGUACAUGUAAAUGUUAACUUGUUCAUUGCUAUUAUAUAUACAUGCAUGUUUUAUGCCAAUUUGUAUGAAAUGAAUAUUUUCUCACCCUAAGAAUAACCUAAAUAAAAUUGAGA